Messenger RNA from Rodentolepis nana, 411 nucleotides. NCBI's taxonomy places the organism in Eukaryota, Metazoa, Platyhelminthes, Cestoda, Cyclophyllidea, Hymenolepididae. The record is from the annotation of a GenBank genome assembly.
GCAAUCUUGGAAGAGGAGUACCAGGAGACUUUCGGUCUUGGAUCGUCCGAUCACGGUGAAUCCGUGCCGUCAAUCUUGCGUAAGAUCACUCCCCCGAGUCUCAGUGAACCCCCACCAAUGUCAGCCACUUUCAACACUCCACGCUAUUCCGCCUACACUCCACAUCGAUUUGCAUCCGCCUCGGUAACCGCAAUGAGUAAUGGAAAUGGCAUCUACAAUGAGCCCUGCGAUGCUAGGAGGUCAGGAGGUGGAGGCACGGUUAAGAAGAUUCACUCGCUAAGGAGAGCGAGUCUGGCUGCGAGUAUCUACUGCGAUACAGAGCAUCAUAGACAGGAUGGCUUUUUGCAACCACCCAGUCCUCGGGAUAUCGUAACCCGAAUUGAAAACCCCGGUUCAGUGAAUGUGUUCUAA